Messenger RNA from Harpia harpyja (harpy eagle), 2399 nucleotides. RefSeq names its product atrial natriuretic peptide receptor 2-like. The coding region runs from base 431 to 1324 and encodes 297 amino acids. The transcript is spliced from 6 exons. Lineage: Eukaryota; Metazoa; Chordata; Aves; Accipitriformes; Accipitridae. The record is from RefSeq and is a predicted model, not a curated record. Gene Ontology annotation, molecular function: guanylate cyclase activity; peptide receptor activity. Gene Ontology annotation, biological process: receptor guanylyl cyclase signaling pathway; cGMP biosynthetic process; intracellular signal transduction.
AUCACUUUAAAAGAAAAAUCAGGCCCUGCUUCUGUAAGAAGUCUGUUGAUCACUGCUCACAAGAUUCAAAGCAUUUGACUUUCAGUCUCCCAUCUAGCACAAAGUAUUCAGAGAAGUGCAGAUGAUAAACUUCGGAGAUAAGCAUGAUUUUAGCUGUCAGAGUAAUACAGAACAAUUCAGAGCCAAAGCUUGCUAAUGUAGGAUUGUAUCUAUUCAGUUCUGCAACACUGGUUCUAUAUGCAGCUUGUGCCUUAGGCUGUUCUGCUCAGAAUUUCACAAAUCCCCAAACUCUUCAAAGACUCUGCCAUUGUUGCCUGGAGACCUUAGCUUCACACUUUCCUUCUCCCUGUGACAGGUGACUAUCUUUUUCUCGGACAUUGUGGGGUUCACAAGCAUUGCUGCCUCCUGUACUCCCUUGCAAGUUGUUGAGAUGCUCAACAAUCUGUACAUCUGCUUUGACAGCAGGAUUGAGUCUUACGAUGUUUACAAGGUGGAAACCAUUGGUGAUGCGUACAUGGUAGUGAGCGGCCUGCCAGAGAGGAAUGGCACCAAACACGCUGACGAGAUUGCCAAAAUGUCUCUGGAUCUGGUGGCAGCAGUUCGUCAGGUUGUGAUCCCUCAUAUGCCAAUGGGCAGACUGCAGCUGCGGGCUGGGAUACACACAGGACCCUGUGUAGCUGGAGUUGUGGGGUACAAAAUGCCUCGUUAUUGCCUUUUUGGGGACACUGUAAACACAGCCUCCCGCAUGGAGUCCACCAGCUUGCCACAGAAGAUCCAUAUCAGUUCCGCUACAUAUGAUGCCCUUCUCACAGAUGAUGCAUAUGAAAUUGAACUGAGAGGAGAAAUUGAAGUCAAGGGCAAAGGGAAAAUGAAAACCUACUGGCUUCUUGGUAACAAGAACUACGGUGUCCAAAAUGACAGCCUGGUGUGUCACUGGAAUCCAGCAAUCUCCAAGAAAAAGAAGAUGGAAAGUAGCCAGGGAUCUGUCCAACAACAUAGUGCAGGCGCUGUGGGAGCAGCACUGGCCGAGCAGAGCCCUGCAAUGCCCUGGGAUGAGCUGAGCCCUGACAGUCACACUCAAGGGAGUUCCAGACCAGCCUGGACUCCUGAGAGUGCCACCCAUGGCACGAGCCAGAAGCAGAGGGAUGGAUUUCAUCAAAGCUCCCACCAGAGCCUGCAGGAGAACCUCACUUCGCUGAGCUCACCUGCUUUGGGGGAAGGUGACAAAGGUGCCAGUUUAGAAUACAGGGCACAGCUUGGAGACCAUGGUAUUAAAGCAAUACGGAAAAAUGAGUUUCUCCCAGGUUUUGUAGAUGAGAUGUGACAGGAUAAGAAAUGACUGGACUGCCCCAGGCACACACAAUUCUUUUAAAUAACAUUCUCUUUUUGUUCUUAGCCAUAAUUCACAUUUUUAACUAGUAAGUUUACUUGGGAACCUAAAACACUAACAGAAAUUUAGAAAGGUGUCUCUAAACAAGGAGAAGUUACAAAAGUGUAGGUGGAGUUCCAUCAGGAGCAUGAAUGGUACAUAAAAGAUGUACAGCAAUGUGACUCCUUUCACUCCAGUAAAGCUAUUCUAGAUUUAUAUUUGUAGGUGACACAGAAUUUAACCAUCGAGGUCCAGACAUAGUGAGGACACUUUCAGAAACUGAGCCAGCUUAUUUCAAGCUAGUCUGUACAUCUCUCCAGUAAACUAUCGCUUGCAAGGCAUGUAUAACUGUAGGUAGUAGGAGAGGGAGUAGUGACACCCUGAUGGAGGACAGGUAAAUAACUCUUUCUGAUCAUUGUUUCAGAGAUACAAAUGAAGUGGGAACAAUAUUAAAUUACUUCUAUUAAGUGUCUGCAGCACUUCGUCUUUCCAGCUCUUCUCCACUACACUACUUCUCCAAACGUGUAUUUUUUCCCUUAUCCAACCACCAAGGGGGUUGAUGGUGAGACAAAGACGCAGUCUAACUGUAUAGAAGACAUAAAGAGGACAAGCUAUUUCUCCCAUCAAAUUGUAAUUUGCUUUUCUUUCCUUGUUGGAGGAAGAGACGCCUCUGCAGUGAUGAGCAGAGCAUAGUAAAAUCCUCUUCAGAGAAAUCAAAGCAAACUGAAUUACUUCCUGACAUUGACAAUUAGUAACUCUAAGCGGAGUUCAAUUCAUUUGUAAGUGGGCUGCACAUAUUUGUUGUCAUUAACCCUAUCCUGCUAGCCGCCUUCUUUGAGCAAUUCCAGAGUGAGGGAACCAUUCUGAUGGGAACAGAAGCACAAGUGUAGGGGAGAGGGGGUUUGGCCUGUCUCCUCUCCCAGUCGACAGGUUCAUGUAAAGCAUUACUACUGCAUAAGAGAAAGAUCUUAGCCGAUUAAAGUUCUUUUUAAGGGAGGCAAGGCAGUGCUUAAUGGUUGCAGAAGGCAAC